Messenger RNA from Rangifer tarandus platyrhynchus (Svalbard reindeer), 786 nucleotides. The record is from the annotation of a GenBank genome assembly. Lineage: Eukaryota; Metazoa; Chordata; Mammalia; Artiodactyla; Cervidae.
AUGACUGUCCUCCUGCCGCUGCUGCUGGGCCUCAGUCUGGGCUGCACCGGAGCAGGUGGCUUUGUGGCACACGUGGAAAGUACCUGUCUGUUGGAUGAUGAUGGGAAUCCAAAAGACUUCUCGUAUUGCAUCUCCUUCAACAAGGAUUUGCUGACCUGCUGGGAUCCCCUGCAGGCCAGUAUGGUUCCUCGUGAAUUUGGGGUGCUGAACAGCUUGGCCCAGUACCUCUCACAGUUCCUCAACAGUAACGAUGCCUUGAUCCAGCGCUUGUCCAAUGGUCUGCAGAAAUGUGCUGCGCACACCCAGCCCUUCUGGAGCUCUCUGACCCACAGGACACGACCGCCGAUCGUGCAGGUAGCCAAAACCACUCCUUUUAACACGAGGGAGUCUGUGAUGCUGGCCUGCUACGUGUGGGGCUUCUACCCAGCGGAUGUGAUCAUCACAUGGAGGAGGAACGAGCAGGAGGUCCUCCCUCACGGCAGGGCCCAGAAGAUCGUCCAGCCCAAUGGAGACUGGACGUACCAGACUGUCUCCCAUUUGGCCACAACCCCCUCUUUUGGGGACACCUACACGUGCGUGGUCGAGCACAUUGGGGCUCCUGAACUCAUCCUUCAGGACUGGACUCCUGGGCUGUCACCUGUGCAGACGGUGAAGGUUUCCGUGUCGCUGAUAACGCUCGUCCUGGGCCUCAUCAUCUUCGUUUUUGGUCUGUGCGGUUGGCGGAGAGCCACCUCCUCCGGCUACAUUUUCCUCCCGGGGUCCAAUUAUCCAGAAGGUAAUGUCUCU